This is a messenger RNA of Mesorhabditis belari, 1641 nucleotides long. Lineage: Eukaryota; Metazoa; Nematoda; Chromadorea; Rhabditida; Rhabditidae. The record is from the annotation of a GenBank genome assembly.
AUGUUGAUACGGCUCUAUUUUUCCGUAUUCGCUGUUUUAUUUUCCUCGGUGCUUGCUCAAAACCCGUUAGUAAUAACAAAAUAUGGGCCUGUCAUUGGCGCAUCGUAUCCAACUCCGAGUGGAGCUGUCGUCUCCGAAUUUAUCGGAGUCCCCUUCGCCGCACCGCCACUCGGGAAUUUACGAUUUGAGAGACCUAAACCACCAACGCCUUGGACAACCCCACUGAAUGCCUCUACUUAUGCCCUUGAUUGUGUCCCAUGCAAUUUGGACUGGGCUGAGGGUCCAUCGUCUGAAGAUUGUCUCUAUCUCAACAUUUGGACACCAUCUUUGAACAACUCCAAUUUGCCAGUGGCUGUCUGGAUUCAUGGAGGCGGGUGGGGCACAGGGACGGCACAAAUGGAGAACAAAAGGAUUAGAGAGAUCUACGGCCAAAACGGGAUUGUCGUUGUGAGUAUUGCGUAUCGAGUCGGUUUCUUUGGCUUCCUCACUCUCAACAACACCGCUCUGCCCGCUAAUUUGGGAAUGUGGGACCAGAAUCUGGCACUGAAAUGGAUUCAGGAGAAUAUUGGACGAUUUGGAGGUGACUCGAAAAGGGUAACCGUCUGGGGUCAAUCAGCCGGCGGUGCUUCAAGUGGACUGCACUCGUUAUCCCCGCAUUCACAAGGCCUUUUCGCGCAAAGUUUUGAGCAAAGUGGCUCACCGAUUGCUGAUUGGGGAAGAGGCAACCCGACAAUGCUCCAAUUCAGCACCGACACUCUCAACAAGCUCGGUUGCCCGACGAGCGGAGAUAUUAAAAGCUGCCUGAAAGGAAAAACCCUCAACGAACUGCACACGGCUGCUGGAGCUUGUGUGAUUGGAGACGACAUGAGUUUUCUUGCACUUACUCCACUCAUCGAUGGGGAUUUCUUCACGGAACAACCCGAACAAGCUAUCAAACUCUACCCGCCAAAGCCCACAAUCCUUGGACUCAUGCAAAAAGAAGGGCGAGCUUUUUUGCUGGAAGAACCUUGGCCUCCAUCAAUGACACCGGAUCAGUACAAUUCGAUGACAUCUGAUACUUUUCUGCAAUUCAUCACGUAUUGGGUGACACGAUCAACCUUUAAUCAAAGUCGAAUUGAAGCCGCUUUGGAUAUUUACAAUUUUUACGCUCAAAAUCACAGUGAUCCAAACGAUCACUAUUUUUGGAUCGAGCAGUACGAUCAGCUUUUCUCUGACAUUGCGUUCAAUGUGCCGCUUGUGAGAGAGGGAAUUGCCAGAUCUGCGGUGAAAACGUCGACAUGGGCAUUCGUUCUUGACUACUACAAUGAAGACGCAUGGCCUGUCAAUUUCCCAUGCCAAGGCUCAACCCAUGGCACUGAGUACCCUUAUAUUCUUGGAUUCCAAUCGGAUUACAAUUUCACUCAAAUCGACGACAAAGUUGCUUCGAUUAUGCAACAGUUUGCGAUUCAGUUCAUCAAAACUGGCAACCCAUCAACUGCUUCACUUAAAUGGGAUCCGUUCACUUCUAGCGAUUUACAAUAUAUGAGCUUCAAGCCAGCACCUGAGAUGAAAAAAGAUCUACAUAAAGAUGCACAGCAAUUUUGGUCGACAUUUAUGAGGAAGUACGAUUAUGAUUAUAUUACAAGGAGAAAUUGGGAUCGU